Molecule: messenger RNA, 1665 nt
Organism: Anisakis simplex (herring worm)
Lineage: Eukaryota; Metazoa; Nematoda; Chromadorea; Rhabditida; Anisakidae
Source: the annotation of a GenBank genome assembly
CAGGAAGUGGAUUUGUAUAAGUACGUCUUUCCUCCUGAUAAUACAUCGUUGGCGGUGCUGGGUUUAAUUCUGCCAUUCGGAAGUAUUCCGCCGAUCGCCGAAAUGCAAGCGCGAUGGGUGGCAGCAGUAUGGAGCGGUCAAGUGGAGUUGCCGUCUCCACAAGGAAUGAUGGCUGAUAUUGAACAAACACGCGAAAUUCGAAUGAAGAGAUACUUCAAGAGUACGAAUCAUGCAAUACAAGUUGAUUAUCUAAGGUAUAUGGAUGAGAUUGCUGAAAUGAUUGGAGUUAAACCGAAUAUAUGGAAGGUUCGUCCUUCAAAACAGUUACUUAAAUAUCUUCGGAGGAACUCGUGUGCAAUCAGUCAGAUGCGUACCUAUGAUAAGUUGCAACUGUUUAAUAUUCAGUUCGUUCGCCAGAUGACGAAAAUGCGUGUUUGUGUGAUCGGUGCUGGUGAGAGUGGUUUGCCAGCAAUCAAAGAGUGUCUUGACGCUGGAUUCGAUGUUGUCGCCUACGAACGAACCUCUGAUAUCGGCGGACGAUGGAACCAUAGACCCAACUUCAAGGAAGGUGGCAAUGUAGCAAAAUCAACGUUUAGCAACAUAUCAAAGGAGAUGAUGGCGUAUUCGAUCUUUACGCCUUCUGAAAAUUGCCCUAAUUUCAUGCACAAUUCCGUCUUUUGUCAAUACUUGAAAGAUUAUGCCGAAAAUUUUGAUCUUCUCAAAGAUAUUCGUCUCAAUACAUCAGUUGAGAAGGUGCAACGAGCUGAUAAUAAGUGGGAAGUAACGACGAACGAUGGCAAAAAAGAGACGUUUGAAUUUGUUUUGAUUUGCACAGGACGAUAUUCGAUUCCAAAACUACCUGAAAUAAAGGGCAUGGAAGGAUUCCAGGGUCGAGUGCUACAUUCACGCGAUUUUAUUGAUGCGGAAGCAUUUCGAAAUAAGAACAUUUUUAUUGUUGGCAUCGGAAAUUCGGCUCUAGAAAUUGCUGUUGAAGCAGCUGCGGUUGCGAAAUCGGUGCAAAUUUUGUUCCUCUCAAUUCUUUUGCUGUUUUGUCACCAUGCAAUUGCAGAAACUCGUCUUUGGUCCUCAGCUCUGCCAUACGAUGUCGCGCUGAAUAGCCGUUUUUAUAAAGCCCUUUAUGACAUCUUACCAUGGACUAUUCUGAACGACUAUAUGGAACACCAUUAUGAGGACGGUCUCAGUCACGAACUUUACGGUCUUCGUCCGCAGCACCGUUUCUUCCAACAAACAUUCACCAUCUGCGACUCUCUUCCGGACCUAGCGUGUAGUGGUGCCAUCAUCAUAACGGAAGGCGUCGACCAUGUGGAUGCAACUGGUGUGGUUGUGGAUGGUGAUCGGCAUUUCCCGGCAGAUGUAAUCAUUUUGGCAACCGGUUAUAGCAUACAGUUCCCAUUCCUGUAUCCAGAAUCGUUGAUUGACAUUAAAGAAAAUGACAUGAAUCUCUACAAACUGAUAUUUCCGCCUGAACAUCCAUCACUGGCCGUCAUUGGUUUUGCACAACCACGAAUGGGUGGAAUCGCGCCAAUCGCCGAAAUGCAAUCUCGCCUGGCAGCGGCCGUUUUUUCGGGCCAAGUGAAAUUACCAGCGAAAUCGGCUAUGGUGAACGACAUCAACAUUCGUCGUUCUGCUCUCAGCAAGAGGUAA